UACGGACCCUGGAAGUUUAGCCGGGUUUGCCGCUAUUAGCUUGAUGCUGUUAGCUAGCUGCCGCCGCCGCUGCUGCCAAUGCGUCUACUUUUUUGUUGUGGUGUCGCCAUAGAUCGCUAACGUUAGCAGCUGCAAUUAGCAUUGUCUGUCCACAAACACGCCCUGUGUAGUUAUGUUUAGUUUAAUCGUAUGAAGGAGCUGUUAAUUGAUCGUUCGUAGGCCGGAGAACACGGCUAACUCAACAACCAGUGCAAAGCCAUAUAAUCCAGUCAACAUGGGGGCUUAUCUGUCGCAGCCAAACACAACCAAGACCUCUUCCAAUGGUGGCAAUAGCAACUUAAGCUACGGCUUUUCUGCCAUGCAGGGCUGGCGCGUCUCUAUGGAGGAUGCUCACAAUUGUAUUCCAGAUUUUGAUGAGGAUACUGCUAUGUUUGCGGUGUAUGAUGGACAUGGAGGUGAAGAGGUGGCUCUGUACUGUUCAAAGUACCUUCCUGACAUCAUCAAGGAGCAGAGGACCUACAAAGAUGGCAAACUGCAAAAGGCACUGGAAGAUGCUUUCUUGGCAAUCGAUGGCAAAAUAAUCACGGAAGAGGUCAUCAAGGAGCUGGUACAGAUCGCUGGACGGCCCACCAAGGAGCUGCCCACAGAAAAGGUGGCAGAUGAGGAUGACUUGGACACAGAGGAGGCAGCUCUUCUCCAUGAGGAGGCGACAAUGAGCAUAGAGGAGCUGCUGGUGCGCUAUGGCAACGCUGUCAAAAAUGCUUCUGCCAACAGUACAGCUGCUAAAAAGGCAUGCUGCCCUCACCCUGAGGCCUCGGGGGACAAAGGAGAAAGCGGGGAAGAAAAGAAGAAAGCGGGGCUGAACGGAGAAUUGGAGGAAGAGAGCAAUGGAAAGGUGAAAGAAGGUGAAGGAGCGGCAUGCGGUUCUAAGCUGCGGGCCUGUCGGCAAACAGGAAGAAGCGAAGACAGCAGUACAGCAGCUGACUGUGGAGAGUCGGGGAGCUCCAACGCUGAAGGAAAGGCUGGUAAGGCUGAAGGAGAUGCAGGUCCGUCCUGCUCCUCUCUGCCCUCUAAGGCCGCAGGAGAUUCAAAGUCCAGGUUUUUUGAUGACAGUGAGGAGUCUGAGGAGGGAGAGGAAGAAGAGGGCAGUGAUGAAGAGGAUGGCAGUGAAGACGAAGAAGGCGACAGCAGUGAGAUGGAAGAAGAGGAGGAUACAGAGGAGGGAGAGGAAGACUCUGAGGAGGAAGAGGAGGAAGAAAUGUGUCUUCCUGGAAUGGAUGGCAAGGAGGAGCCUGGCUCAGACAGCGGCACCACAGCUGUCGUGGCUCUGAUCCGAGGGAAGCAGCUGAUCGUGGCUAAUGCUGGUGACUCUCGCUGUGUGGUGUCUGAACACGGCAAAGCUGUCGACAUGUCGUACGACCACAAACCAGAAGAUGAGGUGGAACUAGCUCGCAUCAAAAACGCCGGAGGGAAAGUGACCAUGGAUGGACGUGUCAACGGGGGACUGAACUUGUCCAGAGCUAUUGGAGACCACUUCUACAAGAGGAACAAGGCUCUGUGCCCAGAGGAGCAGAUGAUUUCUGCCAUGCCCGACGUCAAAGUCCUGACACUUAAUGAGGAACAUGACUUCAUGGUCCUCGCCUGCGACGGCAUCUGGAAUGUGUUAAGCAGUCAGGAGGUUGUGGACUUCAUCAGUGAGAGACUCAAACCAGACCAGAGUGGCAAUGCCAAACCGCUGUCAUCUAUAGUGGAAGAGUUGGUGGACCAUUGUUUGGCUCCCGACACGUCUGGAGACGGGACAGGAUGCGACAACAUGACUUGCAUCCUCAUCACCCUGCAGCCUCACUCGUCCUCCGCUCAGCCGGACAGCACGAAGAGGAAGCACCAGGAGGAGGCAGACGGGACUGAGCCGGAGGCGAACGGAAACGACAGCAAAAGGGCCAAAAGUGACUAGAGAAAAAUGGGGAACCUGUCCCGGGGAGCAUCUGGUCCUAGACUACACCAGAUACACCAGAGACACGCCGUGUUUAAAAUUUAAAUCCUUACCUCACAAACAAAAACAGUCCACCCCAAGACAGAAUUUGCUAAGUGUUUAAGCAAAAAUCAGCUGAACGAACCACAAUCGUCACUAUAGUCAUUGUCCUCUUGUCUUAGGUGGACUCCCACUUUAACACCCACACUAGUUUUUUUUUUUCCCAUUUGUUUUGGUAGCAGUGGAAGGAGGCUGGACACACUUAAACUUCUUAACAACUUCACAACAGGCAGACUUUGUCGCUCACUGGCAUGCCGACUAGAACGUGGAUGGAUUGAUUACCGUCCUGCGUGGCCCAAAUUGAAACUUCAAGAUACCGUGAUCCAGCAAAUGUGACUCUUAACGUCGCACGAAUGUUUUGAUGCCUUGUUUCAGGCCAUGUCCAAAAAAGUGUUUUGGUUUAAAAGAAAAAAAGAACUGACCCCAUUUUUAAUUUGAAGCCCAUCAGGGUUAUGGUCAGGCCUGGAAGUAAGACAUUAAGAAAUGAUGGUAAAUUCCCUUGGCUGUUUUGUUUUUGUCCCCUUCCUUACAUCAGUAAUUUGUCCAACCACUCAUACUACUGUAAUAUUAAUCACCAAUGCAGCUGUGGUGUGGUGUAAAUGACCAUUAGUACACAUGUAUAUAAAAUAAAAAUCUGAUCAUCAUCAUCAUCUUAAAACAAUCUCUUUCUUACUUCUGUGAUCAGCUGUUACAGCUGCUGCACAGAGAAAGAGCAAAAAAAGCAAAAAAAAAAGGCCUUGAAGUGAGAAAACGUGCAUAGAACAACCGUUUAUGAAGCAAAGAAUGUGUAGAGAAAAUUUUAGCUCCCGGCACCAGCAGUUUAUCUGACUGGAGAAAACAAACCGCCCAGUGAUUAUUGGGGCAACCACAAACAAAGAUUUUUUUCCUUUUUCUUAUUUUUUUACAAUCAUAAAUUUGACUGUGGUGUGGACUUAACGAGACACAAUAACCCCCAACAGUCAGUCGCACACAGUCACAUUCCGAUUAAGUCUCAUCGGUGACGGCAUAUUCUUUCCUUAUUCGUGAUGAUUUUGUCGUAACCGUUCCACUUAAUCGACUAAAACAAAAUCUUGAUCUUGCAUUGUGGUCAUUGUCCGGUCGUGUAAUUCUUCUAAACGGUGAACAACGCCUUUUUUAAAAAAAAUGAAAACAUUUAGUGUGGACGUAGCCUUGUGCUCCUGAUGUUGGUAUCAAACCAUAAAGGAUGUUGGAGUCCAGUUGCUCUAAUUUACAAUUUAUAUUAUAUUAAAUCUAUACAGUACAUUUCUUCCCAGUAGCACCCAUUUAAAAUGUGAGGAUUUUUCUUUUAAGCCUUGUUGGUCACAUAACGCCCCCCCCUCCCCCCAUUACAGGACCAUUAUCUUGCCUUUUGUCGAUUCCCGCUUUGUGUCUUUUGUCUUGAAAUCUGUAAAGUACCAGAUGGCGGAAAGAUGCCAGAGGUUUUGAGAAUGUGUGAACUCUUCAUCUGUAAGGAGAUGAUGGCAGGGAAAUGGAGGAGAGGUGUCAAUGAUAAAAAACCUGGAUCUGGCCUUCACACACACACCUUAUCUCCCGGACGCUAACCUUCCUCCACUGCAGUCACCCUCUCUGCCCAUCUCUGUUUCCUCGUAACAUCUUUUUAAGAUUAUCUCUCGAUCAUAUGUUUUAUUUAAAAUGUAUUUCCAAGUCUAUAAUUUUUUUUUUUUGAUGAAUUGUUUCUCUUGCAGUUUUUUUAAAGAAAUGAUCAUUUUUGUGACCACACUCUGAAAAUGUCUUGACGCUGGACUGUAGAGAGGAUGCACAAGGUUUUUUUUUGUUUGCUCGUUGGAUGGAAAUACACUUUGAAUUUCACAGCUCCCGAGACAGUGCAACUGUUAAAAUUUCUUUAUUUUCCAGGCGCCUCAUUUAAAACCAUGUUGUGACUGUAAGUUUGUUUCUAGUAUUCCGUCUCGUCGCCGUGCCCUUUUUUCUGUACAUAGUUUUUUCAAUACUUGUAAUUGAAGAAAAAGGAAAAAAGAAAACACUUUUUCUUUGUAAUUGUGUGUCAACGUGACAUUUUUGGUGCAUACUCUUUUGACACCAGUAUGUAAGUUCAUACAAAUACAUUUUUUAAAUAAUGAGAAAA
Molecule: messenger RNA, 4136 nt
Organism: Solea senegalensis (Senegalese sole)
Lineage: Eukaryota; Metazoa; Chordata; Actinopteri; Pleuronectiformes; Soleidae
Gene: ppm1g
Product: protein phosphatase, Mg2+/Mn2+ dependent, 1G
Exons: 14
Coding region: 275-1954 (559 amino acids)
Biological process (GO): protein dephosphorylation
Cellular component (GO): nucleoplasm
Molecular function (GO): protein serine/threonine phosphatase activity; cation binding
Source: RefSeq, a predicted model, not a curated record